AUGAAGCAGUUGGCCGUCUCUUCAGCACGUCUUCCUUGUGGAGUGGGAACCGGGACACUACCCCCAAAAUAUAGUGUCUUGGGAGCCCCAGGAGUUCGAAUCCAGGUUCGUUCUCCUGUCUCUGGUCCCACGGUCGUUGCUCAUAGAACAGUGUCUGUGUUGAGUACUCUUGUGAAAGCCAGGAAUGGCUAUUGUUUGGGUGCCAAGAUCGAUGUCGCUGUCCUUUGGGACAAGGCUUCUGUAUCAGGGGUAAAACUUGAUUCCUCCAACAAAGAAAUAAAAUGGGAUGGAACCACAACUGAAAAUGAAGAAGAUUGCACAGUUUGUGCGCAUACACUAUCUAUUCGCCAGGCUGUACUAGGUCCAGAGGCUAGUGAUGACAAUGUUGUUGAAAUAGAAACGACAGGUUUUGAUAAUAAAAAAAUAAGAAUGCCGGUGUGUGUAAUGAAGGCUGGAGGUCCACAUGUUAUAACUUUUGAAGUACUAUUAGAAGAUCAACAAGCAACUUUUCAUCUUGUUCAAGGAUCCGGUCCUAUAUACCUCAGUGGCACCACACCAGAAGAGACCACAGUUAAGAAGAAGGCAAAAAAGUAA
This is a messenger RNA of Macrobrachium nipponense, 594 nucleotides long. Its product is annotated as mitotic apparatus protein p62-like. The transcript is spliced from 5 exons. Gene Ontology annotation, molecular function: chromatin binding; RNA binding; histone binding. Gene Ontology annotation, cellular component: nucleoplasm; cytoplasm; nucleolus. The coding region runs from base 1 to 594 and encodes 197 amino acids. The record is from RefSeq and is a predicted model, not a curated record. Gene Ontology annotation, biological process: chromatin remodeling. Lineage: Eukaryota; Metazoa; Arthropoda; Malacostraca; Decapoda; Palaemonidae.